AUGUCCUUUACAGAGAAAACAUCAUUAACAGCGGAAGCGAUUCCUGAAAAGGACCAAUCAACCAUCUCGGCGCGUCGGAAGGCUCUACCGCCUAAUGUCAUCCAGCGCAUAUUCAUAUUUUUUAUCACUCCCUGCCAUCGACACCCACACGACAAAUGCAAACGCCUGAGUUGUCGCAACUCUUUUCCACUCCUCCUCGGCAAAAUAUGCAAGGAGUGGAGAAAUAUCGCAUGGAACCUGCCCGUUAUUUGGUCCUGGAUCAACAUACCAGUCACCCCUGAUCGUUCUGACGAACAGCUGGAAUUGGUGAAGGACUGGCUACAGCGUGCCAAGGACCAACCUUUAUCCAUUAUUGUCCGUCCAGCUCCCAGUCGAUCUAUGAAAGUGUACGCAAAAUUUUCACCACAGACGCCAGAGAUCUUCAAGUUGAUCGUGGACUAUUCAACGCAAUGGAGGGCACUCGAGAUUGAAUCUACGCCGUUGCUCAUAGAGUUCCUUGAGCCUGCGUAUGGACGAACACCAAUUCUGGAGACAGUAUUCAUCCAUUCCGCUGAGACCCAAUUUACGAAACCAACACUUCUAGCAUUCUUAGGGAAUGCGCCAAACUUGCGGAGCUUGUUCUACCUUGGAACGAAUCAGAUUGGGGGAAUCACGUAUCCAUGGACAAACCUUACAUCUUUCAGAUGUGAAAGCGCCACUCUUGCAAUGUUAAAGUUCCUAUGCGAAUUUGCACCAAACGUCCAACAACUCAACUUACAGUUCAAAACUCUCUCGAAGAAUCAGAUUAUCGACGGGGCCGAUCCGAAUUCAGGGACCGGUCAGGAUGCACUGAGUGAUGAUCGUUGGAACCUUCCACGACACUUGAUAUCUCUGACCAUUACAGGGUGGAUUACUUCCCAAUAUGUGAAGCACAUGAAAGCUCCCCCUACUCUCGAACGAUUAACCAUAAUUCAGUAUGGGAAGGAGGACUUGACUCAGUACUCCUUCAACCCAAUCAUCGACUUCAUCGAUCGCGCAAAAUGUACUCUACGGGCGUUCGGUAUAUCCAUCGAGGUCCUCCCUAUAGACGUUCAGAGCCUCCAUGAACUUUUCACCAAGUUGCACUCCGUUAAGCGCCUCUACAUCAAUUCCAAGGUCACUGCAAACUAUAGUGCCAUGAUGCGCCAAAUCCCGCGGAUGCUAGAUCCCUACCCAAAUCCAGCUCUUUCCACGAGUACUGACCUGGAUAUGAGUCGCCCACUCUUACCAUGCCUAGAGGUAUUAUAUUAUUGCACAGUCGAUACUGGUUUGAAAUCUCAGCAUUUAAUCGAUAUGAUCAAGCAUCGAUGCAAAGGAACAAGCAAUUCUACAGGCACAGAUAUCGCCUACGGGGGUUUUGUAAAGCUCAAGAUAGUGCGAUUCAAUAAGACGAAUCCCAAAAUUCUCUUGGAGGCCCUUCAAGAGGAGAUAAACCAAGGUUUACAGAUGACUUACGACUUGCCGUACGAAGGGGAACCAUUUAAAUGA
Molecule: messenger RNA, 1506 nt
Organism: Psilocybe cubensis
Lineage: Eukaryota; Fungi; Basidiomycota; Agaricomycetes; Agaricales; Agrocybaceae
Exons: 1
Coding region: 1-1506 (501 amino acids)
Source: RefSeq, a predicted model, not a curated record